Messenger RNA from Alosa sapidissima (American shad), 2896 nucleotides. RefSeq names its product cholinesterase-like. NCBI's taxonomy places the organism in Eukaryota, Metazoa, Chordata, Actinopteri, Clupeiformes, Clupeidae. The record is from RefSeq and is a predicted model, not a curated record. Gene Ontology annotation, biological process: choline metabolic process; acetylcholine catabolic process. Gene Ontology annotation, cellular component: plasma membrane. Gene Ontology annotation, molecular function: acetylcholinesterase activity. Bases 232 to 2328 code for a protein of 698 amino acids. The transcript has 7 exons.
UGAUAAGGUAGCCCACCGUUGUUUACCUAAUCCGAAAACAGUUCAAUACCGCUACCAGAAAACGUCAGAGCUAAGCGGAGAGACACCAUAUAAGCAUAUCAUCCACCCAGUCACAUCACAAAUAGGCAUAGGGCCAGUGGGCCUGGUCUGCUCUGGUUUAAGCGGUUGGAGAUUGUUCACACAUUAACUGGCUGAACUGUAAGACCAGCCAGUGUCCUUACUGGAUCAUCAAUGUUGGCCAAAGUCCAGAUGGAGUGUGGUGGCUAUGAAAUGAAAAAGAAAAGCCCAAGAAUGCGCUGCAUUGGAUACAAUUAUUUACCAAUUAUGGGAUGCCUUAAGUCUGCAGCACUGACAGUUGCUGAGAAGUAUCAAGUUUUUCUAAUAUACAGUUUGGACAUAAAUCCUCUAAUGGAUGUCAAGCAACCAUGCUUAAGGCUCAGUAAUCUGGUGGAGAAGACAGGACGGGUGCUGGUGGAGAGGAGGCGUAGGGAGUGCUGCUGCUGUCUACAGCUGACAGCUAUCACCAUGGGGUGCCUCCUCUUAAGGCUGAUGUUGGGUCUGCUGUUCCUCCAGCUGCUUUGCCUUUCAGAGGGAAGAGAUGAGCUUUUCGCCUCCACCAAGUAUGGCAAAGUCCGAGGGGUGCAACUCCCCGUUCCAAAUGGAAAUGUACUGGGGUCAGUUGUUGCCUUCCUUGGGAUACCUUAUGCCAAACCUCCACUCAGUGAACUCCGCUUCAGACCACCACAGGAUCCCAAGCCAUGGACAGGGGUACGUGAUGCUACGCAAUUUGCCAACUCCUGUUACCAACCCGUAGAUAAUAUGUUCCCAGGGUUUUCCGGCGCAGAGAUGUGGAACCCUAACACGGCACAAAACGAGGACUGCUUGUAUUUAAAUGUGUGGGUUCCCUCACCCACGCCUCAAGAGCCAGCUCCAGUGAUGGUGUGGAUACACGGGGGUGGGUUUCAGUCUGGCACUCCCUCCCUGGACCUGUAUGACGGACGCUUCCUCAGCCACUCAGAAGGUGUGGUGGUCGUGUCCAUGAGCUACAGAGUCGGGGCCCUCGGCUUCCUGGCCCUACCGGACAGCGACAUCCGGGGGAACGCUGGGCUGUUUGACCAGAGGCAUGCUUUGCUAUGGGUGAAGGAAAACAUUGCAGCUUUUGGAGGCAAUGCCUCCUCCGUGACCCUGUUUGGAGAAAGCGCCGGGUCUGCAUCUGUGGGCUUCCACCUUCUGUCAACGGGCAGUCAUGCCCUCUUCUCCCGUGCCAUCCUCCAGGGCGGCUCACCCAACGCCGUAUGGGCAGCCUUGCCUCCCCCACAGGCCCAGAACAACUCCUUGGCCCUGGCCAAUCUGCUGAACUGUCCCAGAGACGUUCCAAUAAGUGUUACAGAGGCUUGUCUCCAGAAUGCAGAUCCCAAGGAGAUAAUAAAACACCAGUCCAGUGUUUCUACAUGCUAUUCUAUGAUAUGCGAUGCUACAGUUUCGUUGCCUUUCGCCCCCACGGUGGAUGGAAACUUUCUGACCGACAUGCCUGUGGUUCUGUUGGAGUCUGGACAGUUUCUGAAGACAGACAUCCUGCUAGGGCUGAACAAGGAUGAGGGCUCAUAUUUAGUUCUCUACGGAAGUCCAGGAUUCAGCCUUGAAGGGGAGAGCCUCAUCAGCAGAGACCAGUUCCAGCAGGGUGUGGCCAGGACGCUGCCUGAGUUCAGUGAGGUGUCCCAGCAGGCGGCCGCCUUCAUGUACACCGACUGGACGGACGAGAACGACGGACAAAAGAACAGGGAUGGCCUGAGCAGUCUGUCUGGGGAUUACUACAUCAAAUGCCCCGUACUCAAAUUCACACGCAACUAUGUGCUUCAUGGAGGCAAAGCUAGACUGUUCCUCUUUGACCACCGCUCUUCUGUGAACCCAUGGCCUCAGUGGAUGGGAGUCAUGCAUGGGUACGACAUUGAGUUUGUCUUUGGACUGCCACUUAACGCAAACCUGGGUUACACCAAAGAAGAGGUGGACAUGAGCAGAAAGUUCAUGAGACACUGGGCCAACUUUGCCAGGACUGGGGACCCGGGGACAGAGGGCUCCGCGUGGCCACUCUUCAGCACGGAGCAGCAGGAGUACCUGACCCUCAACGCAGAUGCCCCACAGACACACAGGAAGAUGAAGGCCCAGCAGUGCAAGUUCUGGGACAGUUUUCUACCCAAACUGCAGAGAUCUACAGCGGGCAUUGAUGAAGUGGAAUCCCAGUGGAAGACCCAGUUCCACCGCUGGCUCUCUUACAUGCUGGACUGGAGGAAAAUCAGCAAAGAUCAACAGUGUGAUUUCAAAAAUUAGCACUUUGGUUAGGGUUUUUUUUUUUCCACAGGUACCAGCCAGUGCACUUAAUACACUUGUUAAAGUAGAAAGACUACACACAACAUGAUAAAUAGGAGUAUUUUGAUUAUCCUAAACAUAAUUGUCAUGUUCAAUGCUAUUCUGUGUAAAAAGAACCUUUCCAGACCAGCUGUGGGUUUCUGUUUGAUAGUGUGGGGAAAUUACCAGUAAUUAGACACCACUUUAAAUGUCUACUGGGGUGGUUGUUGUCCAAUUGGCUACACUUUAAUGAAAUGUAGACAUUACAAGGAUGAUCUGUUAUUUUGGUUUUCUCUUAGCCAUGACCUCUGAGGUCAACUGCCUUAGGGAGUCUGGAGUAACAACAGCUUUCUUAUAAUCAACUUUCUUUAUCAUGACAGUUCUAUUUUACUUUCCUUGUAUGUAACCUAUCAAGAAUACCCUGCUUAGUCCUAUAAAUAAUGGUAAGACUUUGUCUAAGACAGAUUUGUUGCUCUCAUGCUUGCCUAGGAUGCUUUUGUGUUUGUAAUCUGUCUCCGGCGUCAUGAAUAAAGCUUUAUACACUACCGUA